Ectocarpus sp. CCAP 1310/34 is the source of this 5187-nucleotide messenger RNA. The record is from the annotation of a GenBank genome assembly. NCBI's taxonomy places the organism in Eukaryota, Phaeophyceae, Ectocarpales, Ectocarpaceae.
AUGAUUGCAUCCUUUUCUUGUUGCUUAGCUCAGGAAGUGCCUCGCUGUUUUGUGUCCGGCUUGAGGGAUAAAAACCUACACACGUCGUUGCUGCCCCCAGGCCCGCUGGUAGAUGCCCACGUGAACCACAAGGGGGUCGUCUGGACUCUGUGGGACCGGCCCCGGGGAGGCGGCGGGGUUUCCAGUGGAUACGGAGGCGUGUCGAGUUACGGGGAGAACGGGACGUUCGACUCCGUUCACCACCAGACGGUCGACGAGUGGCUGGGUUCUCAACAGGAGGAGGACGCGGUUCUCGACGAGCUGUUCAGGAGCAAGGGGGGGUGGCCCGGGUUGGUGGCCCUGCGGUGCCCCCCGCAGGGGGGUGGGGAGGGGGGCACGAGAGCGGUGGCGUUCGCCUCGGUGGAGUUGAUGGAGAGCUUUUACCUGCGAAGGAUGUUUACGGCGGGGAGGUUUGGGAGGCGCGUCCUGGCGUCUGCGAUUCGGGAGGCGGUUCCGUUGAUGUCCAACGCCGGGCCGCUCUCCUCCAACUCCACAUCGCUGCAAGACUUGCAAAACCUGGCUUUGGAGGGAGUCCGCAGUGCCGCCGAGCAAGCUUGCAGGACGCUCGAUGAGGAGGAGGAUAAGGACGACCCGCUCGCCAUGUCUCUGACGGCUCAGCAAGCUCUGAGGGACGUGCACGGGUUUUGGAAGCGGUUGUUGCUGGCGUGCGUGGAGGGGGGGCGGGCGGAGGCUCGACCCUUGGGGUUGGUUCCCGGCGGCAUGGAGACCUUCGUGACUCCCUUUGUGGUACGGGCCGGGCGCACGACAUGUCUCAUUCCCCGCGGUGAUAGAAGGGGCGGCAUCAGCAUGUCCGUGGCGGUGGCGGGAACAUCAUCGCCACGGCAGGGUCAGGGGUCCCCCAUAACGGGUGGCGGCGGCGGCGGCGGCAGUAGCUGUGACAGGCGCGUGGCCAGGCUGCGGGGCCUCGCCGCUGGAGUUCCGGCGGCGUUUGAGGAGGCCUUGGUUGCCGAGACCGGGGGCAGGGUUGUCGUCGCCGCCGCUGCCGCCGCCGGAGGCGGGGGGACGGCGGCUGCAGCGGCGGCCUGGUUUCGGGGUUUCGAGGCGGAGUCGGCGUUGGCGAGAGAGGGGACGGCGGGGGGCCUCGCGGACGCGGAGAACCUCCCCCGGGGGCUGGAGGAGGAGGGGGGUUACAAGCGGGAGCAGGCGUCGUUUCUGAGGAAGGUUUCCGACAUUCUGCUCCGGAACACUACCGGUGCCUGCCUCGCGGAAGCGGCGGCCGCGGUCUUGCAGACGGAUGCCGUGCGCGACGUCCUCACCUGGGCAGAGAGCCUGAAGCCGGCGAAGGAGCCGCCGCGGUCCCGCCCCCUCGGACACGGCGGAGGAGUUUGCGGGUGCUCUUCCGGGAUAGCUACCGCCGCUGCGUUCGGGACAGUCAAGCUUAUGAAAGAGAGGUCGGCCGAAGCACGCAACACGGCAGUGGUGCUCAUGCUGGUGCUCGAGCAGGUCGAUAGACUCGGACUCGCUGACCAGCUCGAGGCCAACAUCGUCGCGACCGCCCUGCCUCUGGCUCUCAAGUGCAUGAACCAACACGCCCUAUCUGCGGAAGUGGGGAGCCACCAUCUCCGCGUGCGGGGCGGAACGCAUCCGGUAGCCUCGCGGCGUGGUGGCAGGAGCGGCUGGGGCGGCGAUGCGCAGCCGGCCUCCGUGGCCGCAUCAAAGCCGUGGGGUUGCACGGCUCUCGAGGGCCUUUUCCUUGACAGCUGGGGCGUGGUGCAAGACUACUGGGCCAUGUCGACGGAGGCUAGUGCGAGGGGGGGGCGCCAGCUGGGUCUUGGGGGAGUCCCGUCGCUGCUGGCGGGGAUGUGCGAGGGUACCCUCAGGUCCCACCUGACGGACCUCGACAGCGGCGGGCUGAUUUCGUUCCUACAUGCCAACCAGCAGUACCAGCUGGCCCUGCCUCUGGUUGGACUUGCGGUGGAGUGGCAGUGGCGCAUGAAAGUCGAGCCUCAUGCUGCGGUGCUGACGUCUAUCGCGCGGGGUUUCCUAUACUCUGCGGAAGCGGCUGCUCGUUCGGAGGGCGGGGGGAGUCCGUCAUCGGGUUCUCUUCUUGACCGAGCCACCAAGUGGUACCUGAAGUCGUCGCAGGCCCUCAGAGCCCAACUCCUCCGGUCCAGCGGCGGGGGCGGCGACAACCAGGCGGAGUUGGUGGUGAAGCACUUCGAGGACGCCCUGCUAGAGGUCGAGCGUGUGAGGGAAGGGUUGAAGAGGAGGAGGAGGGGCGGGGUGCAGGCAGCGGCGGCGGCGGCAACGGCGCUGGUAGCGCAGGGGGCCGGGGAGAGAGGUGGCGGCGGCGGCGGCGGUGGGGAAGACUUUGGAGGAAGGGGCCCCGUGAAUGCGUUGGAGCUUGCCCGCGCGGCGCUCGAAACGGAGAGGGAGCUCCGCGGAUCGGCGGGGGGUCAACAGCCCCACCAGCCCCACCAACGGAAGGCGAGGCUUUGCCAGCUGGUUUUCAAGCACGCCUCUGAAGCGUUGUGUUUCCGGGAGGCCUUCGAUGCGGUCUGCGACAACCCCAUCGACCAGCAGCGGAAGGAGAACCUCGCGGCGCUUGCGCAGCACAUGUGCGAGAGCGGACGGCUCGGCGAGCUGUGCUCGCUGUCCCUCGCCGACUGCCCCCGCGGAGGCGAUUGGCACACCUCGCGCGUCGUAGAGAGAGCGCUGUGGCCGCUGGCGCGGCGGUCGAGUGUUGACGAUCUCGUUGGAGGUCCGUGUGGGAAGGGGAGGUCGAGAGUCAACUAUUACGACUGCCUGUACGCGUUCUACAUGGCCCGGGGGGAGGAGGUAGCGGCGGCUCGUGCUCAGGACGAACUGAGAGAGAGGCUGGAAGCCCAUUCCGCCGCCUCCACCUUGCCGUUCGCGGCGGGCGCUCAGCGAGCUCGCCUGGCGGCGCUGAACGCUCUCUCCGUCGCCGGCAAUGCCUACCCCUCCUCCGAUGACACGGCCGCCGCCGCCGCCGCAGCGCCGGUGGCGUCUAUCUGCCCCCCCCCGGGAGAGCGCCGCCUCGACGGCUACGGGCGGCCGGCGGGGGUCCGCACCGUGGCGGUUCUGGGACGCGAGGCUGUCUCGGCAGCCGGGGCGAUCGGAUUAGCCGUGGCAAACGCUGCGAAGGAGGAAGGGGUGCAAGAGUUUGGUGGACGGUAUGCGGAGGAAGAAGAGGCGAAGGAGUUUGGUGAACGGUAUGCCGUGGGCGUGCAAGUGUCGGUCGAGGUGGGGAACGCCGACGUUUCAGGUUUGGUGGAGGCGUUGGCUUUGGCAGGGAGGUACGAGGAGGCUGCGGAUGUGGUGCUGGAGGGGUUGGCACACCAGCCGCGUUUGAUGGUGGAGGAGAUGGACAAACUCGUCAGCGCCCUCGCCCGCGCUUGCGUUCGGACCGAGGACAUCGCCCAAGGGUAUGAGGUUGGGCCGCUCCCGCUGCUGGUUCGGGGGGUGGGUCCGCUCAAGCCAAGGGUGCCGGUGCCAUGGGCGGAGGCGGAGGGCGACACGACGGCGACCGCGAGGGCCCGUGCGCAGGAGCACGCCACGUCGCUGUGGCCCGUCCUUCGCCAACUUCUCAGGCUGGACAGCGCGGAUAACAACUUCUCGUACCACACGGCUACCGUAGCGGUGUUGCUGGAAGAGAUGCCAGCAUCGACGUUGCCACCAUGGGUGGAAGACUCGUACCUGGGCCUGGGCCAGGAGGUGCCGGACCCACCUGCAAACGCCAACGCCUUCCUACCGCCGCAACCCCAGGCUCUCCUCGCUCCGUGGAAGGCUUUCACCUCCGGAAGGGGGGGAAACGGCCCCAGCGGCCCCGACCCCACAAAGCUGCUCGAUAUGUACGUGUUGGACGGGCGCCUGGAGGAGGCGUGUUUGUUCCUGUCGAGGGUACUCGAUACCCGGGAGAUUGGGGACAUCGGCGCCCUCACCGAGCUUGUACCAGAGAAGGACGGCGGGACGGAUUACCUCCCGUACGCCUCGAUAGACCGUCUUUUCGCCCUCAGCGAAGCGAGCCUCGCGCGGUCGAAGGGGGCCCCGACGACUCAGAAGGAGGGGAGGGUAACCGCCGGUGGCCUCGCGGGGGCUUUCGAGACCGCCCAGGAGAGGCUGGUGCAGUACUUCAAGGUCGCCAAGGCCGUGUCGGACCAAGCCCAGCCGAACCGAGCCGCGGAGGCGGCAGCGGCAGGCCGGGGGACCUGCGACGCUUCGACUUUCAUGAUGAUGGACUAACCGAUUGGUUCCAAUGCUUCCUAAUCUUUCGAAUUUUUUUUCAGUGUUGUAUGGGACUUGGAAUGUUUGAAAAACUGUGGCUGGCUGGUAGUGUUUUGCUGGUAGUGUUUUUUUUCUUAGAAAAAGGAGGGAAAAAGGAGAGGCAGCGACGGUUCUGCUUCCCACCAAUUGCAAAAGUUUCUAGUACCAGUAGUAUUUUUGCCAUCGGCGGGAUGGGGCGGGAGGUUAUGAGAGUUCGAUCUGUGUUCACGUAAGGCGUCCCGCGUUAAUGGAGACCGGCGGACGUUAUGACGAGAAAACAUCAUUUUCAGUCUGAGAACAAUCCCAGUGAUGUUAGUUUUGUCGUUUCUUUGAUAUUUGUCGUUUCCCUUGGUGCGUUUUUUUUUUUUCUAGUCGGGAGCACGGUGGCGGUUUGAGGGCACACCUGCUUGUUCUGGCGCCACGCGCUUGAUUGGCGCUUGGACACGGGUAACCACACCGAGUGGGCGGCAUCAGUAAGAGGCGUCAAGGCGGUGAAGACUUUGGAUGGCCCUUUGUUCUGUAGGCUUUUGAUUUGGCCCGUUUGUUGUGUAGGCUUGUGAUUGGCUCAUUUGUUCUGGAGACUGUUGAUUGGCCCAUUUGUUUAUUUAUUGUUUUCGCGCCCGAACUUGAAGCAGCGCAAACAUACGCAUAGUGCUGUAGAGGUUACCACGUUUGGCGUAAGGAGGAGGGCGGCAGUAGGCAGCAACGGUAUCCAAACAUUCCGCACGUGUCAAAGUACACCAACAUUGUAUUCUCCAACCUACCCUCGGGGCCACGGACGGUAGUACAAUAAAUAGUGACCAUGCAAUUGCUGGUCGUGAGGGUCAUUGGCUAGAUGGUGUAAAGGAUAGGAUGGAACACAUGAUUCAGUUUUAAUAUCAACCCCAGCAGUUUACACCAAUA